This is a messenger RNA of Mesorhabditis spiculigera, 551 nucleotides long. The record is from the annotation of a GenBank genome assembly. NCBI's taxonomy places the organism in Eukaryota, Metazoa, Nematoda, Chromadorea, Rhabditida, Rhabditidae.
AAGACCAAGUGCCCGGAAGGCCCGAGCACGUGCACUUCAAGACUAGUGCAAAUUCGGCGACACUUUGGUGGGAGCAGCCAGCGAAUGCCGAUACUAUCCUGGUUCGAGGAUACGCGGUCUCCUAUGGCAUCGGCACGCCGAGCAGCAAGAUUGUCAUCGAGGGCGCUGACACGAAUUCGUUUACGAUCGAUCGAUUAAAACCCGCCACGCACUACGUCUUCGCCGUCAAUGCGUAUAAUGAAGCGGAUGGUGAAGAUGGGGAAAAAGUGCUUUUGAGUGGAACGACGCUCGAUGGCGAGAAUGGGCUCCUUCUCGCUGUGGCCACCCAUUGCCGUCGCGCCAGCGCGAAAGAACGAGCCGUUGAGGUAAACUGGGAAGACCCAAACCCAGAACGAGCCGAGGAAAACCGAUUGGACGGCAAUGGAAGACAUUACAUUGUUCAAUACGGUCUCUACCAGUCGGAGCGCCACGAAAAAUUCGGGCCAACACCAGGCCAUGAAGCUGGUGAAUCUGCUGCCCGGGCGAGUAUGAGGUGGCCGUCAAGGAAAUCG